GCAACACAGCCGCCCGGUUUGCAUGCACGGGCGUGUCCGGUCCAAUCCUUCUGCAUGCCUCUCUUUCCCCGGUUUGCAUGCACUGCCGCUAGGAGAGCUUGCACGGGCGUGUCCGGUCCAAUCCUUCUGCAUGCCUCUCUUUCCCCGGUUUGCAUGCACUGCCGCUAGGAGAGCUUGCACGGGCGUGUCCGGUCCAAUCCUUCUGCAUGCCUCUCUUUCCCCGGUUUGCAUGCACUGCCGCUAGGAGAGCUUGCACGGGCGUGUCCGGUCCAAUCCUUCUGCAUGCCUCUCUUUCCCCGGUUUGCAUGCACUGCCGCUAGGAGAGCUUGCACGGGCGUGUCCGGUCCAAUCCUUCUGCAUGCCUCUCUUUCCCCGGUUUGCAUGCACUGCCGCUAGGAGAGCUUGCACGGGCGUGUCCGGUCCAAUCCUUCUGCAUGCCUCUCUUUCCCCGGUUUGCAUGCACUGCCGCUAGGAGAGCUUGCACGGGCGUGUCCGGUCCAAUCCUUCUGCAUGCCUCUCUUUCCCCGGUUUGCAUGCACUGCCGCUAGGAGAGCUUGCACGGGCGUGUCCGGUCCAAUCCUUCUGCAUGCCUCUCUUUCCCCGGUUUGCAUGCACUGCCGCUAGGAGAGCUUGCACGGGCGUGUCCGGUCCAAUCCUUCUGCAUGCCUCUCUUUCCCCGGUUUGCAUGCACUGCCGCUAGGAGAGCUUGCACGGGCGUGUCCGGUCCAAUCCUUCUGCAUGCCUCUCUUUCCCCGGUUUGCAUGCACUGCCGCUAGGAGAGCUUGCACGGGCGUGUCCGGUCCAAUCCUCCUGCAUGCCUCUCUUUCCCCGGUUUGCAUGCACUGCCGCCAGGAGAGCUUGCACGGGCGUGUCCGGUCCAAUCCUCCUGCAUGCCUCUCUUUCCCCGGUUUGCAUGCACUGCCGCUAGGAGAGCUUGCACGGGCGUGUCCGGUCCAAUCCUCCUGCAUGCCUCUCUUUCCCCGGUUUGCAUGCACUGCCGCUAGGAGAGCUUGCACGGGCGUGUCCGGUCCAAUCCUUCUGCAUGCCUCUCUUUCCCCGGUUUGCAUGCACUGCCGCUAGGAGAGCUUGCACGGGCGUGUCCGGUCCAAUCCUUCUGCAUGCCUCUCUUUCCCCGGUUUGCAUGCACUGCCGCUAGGAGAGCUUGCACGGGCGUGUCCGGUCCAAUCCUUCUGCAUGCCUCUCUUUCCCCGGUUUGCAUGCACUGCCGCUAGGAGAGCUUGCACGGGCGUGUCCGGUCCAAUCCUCCUGCAUGCCUCUCUUUCCCCGGUUUGCAUGCACUGCCGCUAGGAGAGCUUGCACGGGCGUGUCCGGUCCAAUCCUCCUGCAUGCCUCUCUUUCCCCGGUUUGCAUGCACUGCCGCUAGGAGAGCUUGCACGGGCGUGUCCGGUCCAAUCCUCCUGCAUGCCUCUCUGUUUUUUGUGUUUUUGUAGUUUGUAUUUGCUUUGGUGAAAUGGCGCGUCACUGGUGGGUGGAGGCGUCGCGCAGCUGAUUGGUCGAGCUCCCCUGUGGAAGGAAGGGGCUGAGUUUCGGCUCCGGGUUUCAUGAGUCGCGUGGUUUGCAGGCUGAAGCUGCGGCGCUUGUGCGGGUCAGUAUAUCUAAUAAGAAUUGAUUUGAAGCCCUCUUCUGAGCAGGACCAACCCCCCCCCCCCCCCAAAAAAAAAAUAAAAACCCAACGCUCAUUGGACCCAGCUGCUCCUCUGUACUGGACCGAAACCAGUCUCCAUGGCACAGAGGUGUGCUGUCCAGUCCUGCGGGAACUCUCACAGUACCGGGCACAGCCUGCACGCAUUCCCGAGAGAGCCCUCCACACGGCUUCUGUGGGUCAAGUUUGUGCAGGCAAAGAGAGCAGACUUCCAGGGAGUCGCUCGCUGUCCGGUUAUCUGUGGAGCGCAUUUCUCCCCCGACAGUUUUAUAAAUGACCUUAAAUUUUCAAUGGGGUUCUCUAAGACGAGGCGGCUGGAGAGAGGGGCGGUCCCCACUAUUCAACCCGUCCCGAAAGGGCCCCAGCUGGGAUCCGAGAAUAAGGGAGACAGAGGGAGACUCUCAUCGGCACCUCUCUGUCUGCCCCAAGCGGGGGGAAAGGAGCCCCGUUUCACCAAAGCGGUCCAUGGCAUGGAAGUUGCAAGGCUUGUGAAGGAUGGCGAUACCAGAGGUGAUGGUGAACAAAGUCCAGUCCCUGCCUCUUCAGCUUUGACAAUGAGAACGGAUCAGCCUCGCUCACAGGGAGUUUCUGAGAUGGAAGCAGCUCACGUCAGCCCAGAGCUUCCUAUUCGAUGGGUUGUUUCUGCAGACAGGACUGUUGAGAUCAAGGAGGAAGUGACUGAGCUGGGGUGCGACCAGGCCAAUGAGCGGAUCCUGCAGGAGGAAACACCACCUUCUAGCAUCACUGAGAGAGGUGCUGAGGCGACAUUUGUAAAUCUUGGUAGGAGACAAGAAUCAGAAACGGCAUCUUCUCACAUUAAAGAGGAGACCCCAGAACUGGAACCUGUCCCCAUUAAAGAGGAGACCCCAGAACUGGAACCCGUCCCCAUUAAAGAGGAGAGUCCUGCGCUAGAAUCAGCAGAAUGGGAACACCUUUCAGCUUGUAAUGUCGAUGAAGGAGGGCAGGACCCCACUGCAUCACCCUACUGCAAAAACCCUUCCAGUGGCAAACCGCAGAGCAAGAAACACAGAGAGACGACACCCCGAGAAGAGAAUGUAAAACACUGGAGAGUCCAGAUUCCUUCUGUAGGAGUGUCGUUUGUUCUGGAGAGUACAGAGACUGCAGAUUCUGCAUGUGUGAACAAUUCUGAAACCCAGGGCAGCUUGAAGACCUUGUCUUGUUCUACUGAAGAUGGGAAGAGUUCCCGGCGAUUAGGCUGUCCUAAAACUCGCAAGGGAAAGCAGACAGGAGGGACUGCAUUUCCCUGUGCUGACUGUGGGAAGAGUUUCAGUGAGUUAUCAAACCUUAAAAGACACCAGCGUGUUCACACAGGAGAGAAACCACACCACUGUAAGGAUUGUGGGAAAAGGUUCUCUCGAUCAGAGUAUCUUAAAGCACACCAGCAUGUUCACACAGGAGAGAAACCACACCGCUGUAGUGAUUGUGGGAAGAGCUUCACUCUGUUAGGAAAUCUUACAAAACACCAACGAACUCACACAAGAGAGAAACCACACCGCUGUAAGGAAUGUGGGAAAAGGUUCUCUCAAUCAGAAUAUCUUAAAGCACACCAGCAAACUCACACAAGAGAGAAACCACACUGCUGUAAGGAUUGUGGGAAGAGCUUCUCUCGAUCAGUAUAUCUUAAAGCACACCAACUAAUUCACAUUAGAGAGAAACUACACCGCUGUAGUUAUUGUGGGAGAAGUUUCACUCAGCUAGGAAGUCUUAAAACACACCAACUAAUUCACAUUGGAGAGAAACCACACCGCUGUAGUGAUUGUGGGAGAAGUUUCACUCAGCUAGGAAGUCUUAAAACACACCAACUAAUUCACACAGGAGAGAAACCACACCGCUGUAGUGAUUGUGGGAAGUGUUUCACUCAGCUAGGAAAUCUUACAAAACACCAACGAACUCACACAGGAGAGAAACCACACCGCUGCAGUGAAUGUGGGAGAAGCUUCGCUCGAAUAGACAAUCUUAAAAUGCACCAACUCCUUCACACAGGAGAGAAACCACACCACUGCAGUGAUUGUGGGAAGAGCUUCAGUGAAUUAAGAAGACUUAAAAAACACAGUUUAAUUCACACAGCAGUGAAACCCUGGAGGCUGAAUGUUCAGAACAUUUUCAUCUGGUGAGACACCUUCAAAAGCAGGACAUUCUCACAAGACAAAAACCCUGCCGCUCAAGAAAUUAAUGUCAUUAAAAAACGAAUAAAACUUUAAAAAAAAAAAACCCAUUCCUUCACAAAGACAAGAUGAUGAGUCUGAUCCGAGCUUCAAACAAAACAGGCACUUUUCACACAUUCCCAAGAGGGAGACACUCUCGCUGGUAAGAGAGAGGCGCGCCGGGAUGUUUAUGUUGUGGGAGAUGUUGCUUUCCGAUAUCCCCCAUUAAUUAAACAAUCUAUUGAUGAGGAUACAUGGGUCGUUAUUGGACUUAACUCCUGUAUAUAUUGAGGCUGUGUGGUCCAGUGGUUAAAGAAACAGGCUUGGAACCAGGAGGUCCCUGGUUCAAAUCCCAGCUCAGCC
This is a messenger RNA of Polyodon spathula (Mississippi paddlefish), 4191 nucleotides long. RefSeq names its product zinc finger protein 436-like. Gene Ontology annotation, molecular function: DNA-binding transcription repressor activity, RNA polymerase II-specific; RNA polymerase II cis-regulatory region sequence-specific DNA binding. The coding region runs from base 1744 to 3798 and encodes 684 amino acids. The record is from RefSeq and is a predicted model, not a curated record. Gene Ontology annotation, biological process: negative regulation of transcription by RNA polymerase II. NCBI's taxonomy places the organism in Eukaryota, Metazoa, Chordata, Actinopteri, Acipenseriformes, Polyodontidae. The transcript is spliced from 6 exons.